AUGGGUGUUCAAAAACGAGCCGCCUCUGUCCCAGAUGUUAGUCGACUGUUGCAGGCACAGUUGCAUUAUUUGUGGCGCCAACAUUGCUCGACAAACAAAAGAUGGGAUCCACCGAUCGUCAUCCUAUUAACAUACCGCUUCUGUAUCGCAAGCGGUGGUGAGGAGAGAUCAGUGAAAAUAGACGAGACGUGUCAACCGUACAUCCCAUGUACGACGAAUGCGACUAUCACUAGGUGGGACAUUGGUGAGAACGAAUUCAGUGUUCUGUCAGUCCGCGUGAUAGAUUACUUCAUAGGAAUUGCUGUCUCGGUGUUGGUGCAAUUGAAGGAUCGCCUUCCGGUUGAUGGGACUACGAACUGUGUAUACAAAAUAAAAUGUAACGACUGUACGAAGAUUUAUAUAGGUCUGACAGGGAAUAGCACACCAGAAUCGGUGAGCAUAAGCGAUCCAUUAACGGACCACCCAGCAAGAUAG
Opisthorchis viverrini is the source of this 474-nucleotide messenger RNA. RefSeq lists its product as hypothetical. The record is from RefSeq and is a predicted model, not a curated record. The coding region runs from base 1 to 474 and encodes 157 amino acids. The transcript is spliced from 3 exons. NCBI's taxonomy places the organism in Eukaryota, Metazoa, Platyhelminthes, Trematoda, Opisthorchiida, Opisthorchiidae.